This is a messenger RNA of Gongylonema pulchrum, 1437 nucleotides long. Lineage: Eukaryota; Metazoa; Nematoda; Chromadorea; Rhabditida; Gongylonematidae. The record is from the annotation of a GenBank genome assembly.
AUGGACGGUACAGAACGACGCAUUUUGGUGAACACAAAGAUUUAUUGGCCGAAUACUAUUGCACUUGACCUGACCACCGACCGCGUUUAUUUUGCUGACAGUAAAUUGGAUUACAUCGAUUUUGUCAACUACGAUGGCGGUGGUCGUACUCAAGUACUGUCAUCGACAAAGUUUGUGCAGCAUCCACAUGCUCUAGCAGUAUUUGAAGAUAUGAUUUACUAUAGUGAUCGGCGUUUGCAACGACUUCAGCUUUAUCCGAAGUAUCCAAAUGGCACAUCAAUGGAGUAUCCCUCGCAUACAUUUUCUAAAGCGCUAGGGGUCACUGCUGUACAUCCAAUCUUGCAACCGCGCAGCGAAAAGAAUCCAUGUGCUGGUGAUCCCUGCUCCGAUUUAUGCUUAAUCGGCAAGCAGAUGACUUAUACGUGCAAAUGCCCGAUGGGGAAGAUUUUGGACGCAGCUGGUAAGAACUGCAUUAGUGAUAUGAAACCAUUUUUGAUGCUUAUCCAGAAAACCAACAUCUACGGCUUAUCAAUGGAUGAAGCAGUAAACGGCACACCAGCACUCUCCGGAAUGGUGCCUUUGGCUGGUCUCAGCAACACAUACGAUGCAGCGUAUGACCCAGAAACAACAGAGAUAUUUUAUCUAGAGCACGGAACAACUGGGCGCAUCGUUGGUCCAAACAGUCUUUCAGAAUCACGAAUUAUGCAAAUUUUGCCGGACAGAAUAAAUCGAACGCUGAUUGUCGCAUCCCAGAUCCCGGACGAUUCGUAUGCUAUGGCAAUGGAUUGGAUUGGAAGAAAUAUGUAUGUGGCAAAUAAAAUCUCGCAAACUAUUGAGGUUGUGCGAACCAAAGAUAUUCAGGUGGCUCGGGCUGACUUGGAUGGAAAAAAUCCACUGGUUAUUGUUUCCAGUGAAAUCACUGAACUGAAUCAUUUAGCACUCGACACGACUAACCAGCGCCUCUACUUUUCCGAGUCAAAGGCUGGUCGAAUAUCGUUUGUCACAUACGAUGGACAGGAUCGACACUACGUUCUGAACGAUGUCGGUAAGCAACCGCGUGGAAUUGCAUUUUUCAAUAAUCAUCUGUUCUACGCGGAUAGUGCGUUCGAUAGCAUUGAAGUAGCAACUCUGUCCGGUGACGGUCAACCACCACAGUUCGAGCAUUUCAAAAAGGAUGUCGACCAACUGAUCAAUAUUAAAGCUCUACCUGAUGAGCCUUAUCUACGCCAAUUUUCAGCAGUCCAAUCACAUCCAUGCCAUACGAAUAACGGUAACUGUGAGCAUUUGUGUAUUCCUCGAGCAUUUUCACAGCAUCAGUGUAUGUGCGCUACUGGUUAUUCUCUUGAUGGCAGCACUCACUGUAAACUUUUCGAUCAGUCGUUUUUGGUUGUUGCAACGAAGACGCGGAUUACCGGCAUCCCGUCAGUCUUUUCUUAA